Aspergillus affinis is the source of this 633-nucleotide messenger RNA. RefSeq names its product alpha/beta hydrolase. The record is from RefSeq and is a predicted model, not a curated record. The transcript has 3 exons. Lineage: Eukaryota; Fungi; Ascomycota; Eurotiomycetes; Eurotiales; Aspergillaceae. Bases 1 to 633 code for a protein of 210 amino acids.
AUGCGAUUGGACCACCUUUCCAACGGCGCCGAGCCUCCAAACAAGGGCCUGACCGAGGAUGCGCACCGUUUCCGUCAAGUGAUCUCCGAUCUCGCGGACAAGAAUGAAAGGCUCGUGUUGCUCGGCCACUCCUAUGGUGGAAUGGUCAUCUCUGCAACCUGCACGGACCUGGGUUUUCAAGAGAGACAGGAUGCUGGCAAGCCUGGAGGUGUCAUUUGUCUGGUAUACAUGGCCGCAUUUGUCGCCGAGCGAGGCAAGAAUCUCAAAGACAUGGUUGGCGGUCAAUUGUGGCCGUGGAUGCUAGUUGACGGAGACUAUGUCCGCCUCGACCCUAGUGUGGACUUGGUUCAAGAUGUACCUGAGGAAAUCAAGGCUUCAAGAGCGAAGCACCUGCUGCCCCAUAUUUGUCUCCGUUCGUUUACCGAGGAAGGUACUGAGGAGCCCUGGCACACUAUACCCAGUGCCUAUAUCAUUUGCGACGACGAUCUGGCACUUCCACCGGCGAUCCAAGACUCCAUGAUCAAGUCACUUGUUCAUCCGCGCGUUUUCCGCUUAAACAGUGGUCACUCGCCCUUUCUAAGCAUGCCAACGGAGAUGGCCGAUAUCUUGUUUGAAAUAUGCUCUCAGUCCUGA